AUGGACCAGUUCCACGACGGGCACCACGUGUGGCUGCGGAGCCGCGCGCUCGGCACCUACCUCCACGCUGACGACGACGGGCAGGGCGUCUCCCUCCGCGAGAGCCGCGCGUCGCUGAACGCGGCGUGGGCGGUGCAGCAGCUCCACCACCGCUACGACCUGUACCUGCUCCUCCGCAGCGCCGCCUACGGCCGCUACCUCGCCGCCACCAACACGCGGCCGCCGCUCGGCCACCCCGGCUUCCGCGGCUUCCGCGUCGCGCAGCGCAGCUACGUCUUUCUGGAGGUGGGCCCCAUCAUGUGGCAGGCCUUCGGGGCCGGCCCCGGGAACGACGGCGUCCUGCUCCGCGACGUCGACGGCCGCUACCUCCGGGCCAACGGGAAGCACAUCCCCUGGAACCACGGCGCCAGUGUCGACGAGUUCGACCACGUAAGCAACAUGAGGCACUGGAUCGUGGAGCCCAUACCCGCCAGGCAGAGCAGGCCUGACCUUCCAGCUAGGAUCAGGGCCAGCUUCCUCGAAAACCUCUCCAUGGUCAUGUUCGGGCGCGUGGUGGCAGCCGCAGACCGCAGACGCAGGCGGCUUGUUCGGUUCGUGCUGGCGGCUAACGACGGCGCCUACACCGAGGAGGGCUGGUCCGCGUUCCAGUUCACGGGGAGGUCCGUGCAGCACCUGAGGUACCAGUUGGCCAACCACGUCCAGUCCUACAACUUCAUCAUGUGCGUCAGAGCGGGCCUCUACGGGACGCUGACCCCACUCGUCGUCGACCUGCCCAGCGGCCGCAAUGGCGACAUCAUCGAGAUCGUGCUGUUCAGGAACGGGACACCAGGCGCCAAUGCGCUGCGACACCCGGAUGUCGAUGCAGAGUAG
Molecule: messenger RNA, 870 nt
Organism: Lolium rigidum
Lineage: Eukaryota; Viridiplantae; Streptophyta; Magnoliopsida; Poales; Poaceae
Exons: 3
Coding region: 1-870 (289 amino acids)
Source: RefSeq, a predicted model, not a curated record